Syngnathus acus (greater pipefish) is the source of this 399-nucleotide messenger RNA. RefSeq names its product lactose-binding lectin l-2-like. Gene Ontology annotation, cellular component: cell surface. Lineage: Eukaryota; Metazoa; Chordata; Actinopteri; Syngnathiformes; Syngnathidae. The transcript is spliced from 2 exons. The coding region runs from base 1 to 399 and encodes 132 amino acids. Gene Ontology annotation, biological process: positive regulation of killing of cells of another organism; positive regulation of wound healing; positive regulation of phagocytosis. Gene Ontology annotation, molecular function: (1->3)-beta-D-glucan binding; pattern recognition receptor activity. The record is from RefSeq and is a predicted model, not a curated record.
AUGACCCUUUGCUCAAAAGUGGGCUGCAGGGCAAAACAGGAGUGUGCUCUGAUCUGGCCGCCUGUUCCCCAAAUUGUGCCCUCAGACGGCAAGUGUGAUCCCGGGUGGGUCGAGCGGGACUCCAGCUGCUACAAGAAGGAGGUGAAGCCCAACGGUUGGCUGGGGGCCUGGCACCACUGCGUCUGGCUGGGCGGCAACCUGGUCUCGAUCACCUCCUCGAUCGAGGAAGACUUUGUGAAGACGACCAUGGACAAGGACACCCCCUUCUGGCUGGGACUCUCCAACCAGAAAUGCGACGACUCCUGGUGUCGCUUUGAAGGCGGGAGCCAGAAGCUGGCCUGGUCUGAUGGCCAGACAACAACACACACCAACUGGGCCCCAAAAGAACUCGAAAGGUAA